AUGCCCCAUGAUCUUGCCGCCCUGUCCCAGAUUAUCGACGCGGCUUUUGAAGACCGCGCUUCCAUCGAAACCUCCACCACCGGUGAAGUCCGGGAUGCCGUGGAAACCACGCUGAACCUUCUCGAUCGCGGGGAACUGCGCGUUGCCGAGAAGAAUGACGGUGACUGGGUCGUCAACCAAUGGGCCAAGAAGGCGGUACUCCUGUCGUUCCGGCUGAACCCCAUGGAGGUGAUCAAGGGCGGACCGGGAGAAGCCGUCUGGUGGGACAAGGUUUCGUCCAAAUUCGACAGCUGGAGCGGUCCGGAUUUUGAAAAUGCCGGUUUCCGCGCCGUGCCGAACUGUACCGUCCGGCGCUCGGCCUUCAUCGGCAAGGGUGUGGUGCUGAUGCCGUCCUUCGUUAAUCUCGGCGCGUAUGUGGACGAAGGCACGAUGGUCGACACCUGGGCAACGGUCGGUUCCUGCGCCCAGAUCGGCAAGAACGUGCACCUGUCCGGCGGCGUCGGCAUCGGCGGCGUGCUGGAACCCUUGCAGGCGGGUCCCGUGAUCAUCGAGGACAACUGCUUCAUCGGUGCGCGCUCGGAAGUCGUGGAAGGCUGUAUCGUGCGCGAAGGGGCCGUGCUGGGCAUGGGUGUCUUUAUCGGCAAAUCGACGCGUAUCGUGAACCGCAUGACCGGUGAAAUCAGCUACGGUGAAGUACCGCCCUAUUCCGUUGUCGUUGCCGGGUCCAUGCCGACUUCCAGCCUGAUGGGCAAUGGCGAGGCGGCGCCGAACCUCUACUGCGCCGUGAUCGUGAAAACCGUCGAUGAGAAGACAAGAUCAAAGACCGCGAUCAACGAGUUGCUGCGCGACUGA
Molecule: messenger RNA, 852 nt
Organism: Effrenium voratum
Lineage: Eukaryota; Dinophyceae; Suessiales; Symbiodiniaceae
Source: the annotation of a GenBank genome assembly